CAGGGAUCCUGGGCCUUACCAGGAGGUUCCUUUUACUUUGAGGAAGCUGGAUUAGACGGGAUUUCUGGAUUGCCUUCCGUUACUGCUUUAGGAAAAGCCAAAAGGAUGAUUAAGGACAUGGAGCACAAACUGGAAUGGCCUUCCCCUCAAGGGGAAUCCUGCUUGCAGAAUGGGCAAGAAGGCAGCCUGGGAGUUGAAGAUGAAGAACUAGCCCUGGAGAGUUUUCAACUUCUGCAGAUAGAUACUGAGUUUGAGAGUGAAAGGGCCGUGCCCAAGGAUGGAGAGAUGUGGUGCUCGAAAAAUGUCUUACGGAAACAGCGGCACUGGGAGAAGAUAGUUGCAGCAAAGAAGAGUAAAAGAAAGCAGGAAAGAGAGAGAAAAAAAGCCCACCAUUCAGAACAUGCAGGUGGGAGCCCUCAGCAGAGCAAACGCGUUUUGAAAGCCAUGACCAAAGAGAGACUUUUGGCAGCCAAAAGCUCAGGACCUAGACUUUGCAUCGAUUUGAGUAUGACCAAUCGCAUGACUAAGAAGGAAUUAAGCCGAUUGGCUGGACAGAUCCGAAGGUUGUAUGGUUCAAAUAAAAAAGCCACCAAGCCAUUCUGGAUCUGCCUUACUGGAUUCACAACUGAUAACCCCUUAUAUGAAGAGUGUUUAAGGAUGAAUGAUGGAUUCUCUAAUUACCUUCUAGAUACAACAGAAGAAGACUACGUGAGUUUAUUUCCUCCGGAAAGCCUCGUGUACCUGACGCCCGAUUCAGAGCGUGCCCUUGAAGAUAUUGAUCUAGACAAGGUUUACGUCCUGGGUGGACUUGUGGAUGAAAGCAUUCAAAAGAAGCUGACCUUCGAGAAGGCCCGAGAAACCUCCGUGCAGACGGCUCGCCUGCCUAUCCGGGAGCACAUGGUGAAAAGGGCCAACGGCAAGAACUACCACUCCGAGAUCCUGGCCAUCAACCAAGUGUUUGAUAUCCUGUCCACCUACGUUGAGACACGAAACUGGCCCGAAGCCCUGAAAACAGGCGUUUCCCCCGGGAAAGGUUAUGUGAUUCCGAAUACGACAGCAUGAGAGGUGGUCUGUCUUUUAUGAGAUGAUUUCAGAGAUCCUUUUUUCUCCUCUUGUAAUAGCUGGGGAGAGAUUAUCCAAAACCAGCUCUAGCCUCCUGAAAGGUGGGCUCCGAAUUGUUUAUUUUUAUAGUUAAACUGGAGCCAUUGUACUUUCAAAAGUAUUUCUUAUACUUCAGACAUUGAAGGCAGGGACUUCUCUGUCUUGUUAUUUGUAUAUUCAGGGCCUAACACAGCCCCUUGGGCAUUAAUAAAUAUUAGUCAAAUUAAAUUGGACUUUUGCUUAAAUAUUUAUUUAAAUGAUAUAAAAAGUGUUCCCUUUUUACUGACACUUUUUGUUACAUAAAGGUUACUCGUGUUUCCCACAGGUGUUUGUAACAUGCCAGAUAACAACUGUAAAGAUAAUUCUUUAACUAUCCUUGGAA
This is a messenger RNA of Gracilinanus agilis (Agile Gracile Mouse Opossum), 1483 nucleotides long. It is a transcript of the gene TRMT10B, whose product is annotated as tRNA methyltransferase 10B. Gene Ontology annotation, biological process: tRNA N1-guanine methylation. Gene Ontology annotation, cellular component: nucleus; nucleoplasm. The record is from RefSeq and is a predicted model, not a curated record. The transcript is spliced from 9 exons. The coding region runs from base 106 to 1062 and encodes 318 amino acids. NCBI's taxonomy places the organism in Eukaryota, Metazoa, Chordata, Mammalia, Didelphimorphia, Didelphidae. Gene Ontology annotation, molecular function: tRNA binding.